AUGGGACUGGUGCGACAGUUGAUCGAUUGCCAGCACGUGUUCGAGGUCAGCGGGCUGGACAGCUGGAUGAACCAGCAGGCCCAGAACACCGCCAUACAGCUCCCCCACUGCCCCAACUGCAGGACACCCAUCCGCCAAACCUACCGGUAUGGAAAUGUGGUGAAGCAGAAGUUGCAGGACAUUGAGGGAGUCAAGCGACGCCUCCGCGAGCGGCAGAAGCAACUAAGACAGGCCGUCCGAGAGACCAAGACGCAGGCGAGUGCCCUCAUCGCAGACCUCGACAAGGGUCGGCAGCACGAAGAAGAACUGAUACGCGAGAUGCACGAGCUGAAGAAGCGUCUGUCACGCCCACUGGGCGAGGACGAAUUGCACGUGAUUCAGCAACAGCUCAGCAUGCAUGUAAACACCCUGAUGGGCCUGACCGUCUUCGUGCUGCUGCUGCUGCUGCCUGUCACAGUGGCGUCCUAUAUCAGGCUCAGGCGCAAUGUGGGCGAGAAGGCCAAGGCUCCGCUGAUCUACACGGUCCGCUUGGACAAGCUGAAGAGGGACAUGCUGGCCGUCCAUGUCGAGCUACCCGAGCUGCUGGCCAUGACACGCGACUUCUACCAGGUCACGAUCGAGUUCUUGGUCGAGGUCGUGCGGCAGGAACAGAUGGGGACAGACCUGCUCGGUCGCCUGGGCACACUCGAGCGUGAGCUCAGGGCCAACCAACGGCCGACCCUCGCGGACACUGAAAGGUGGCGCGCAGCGGUCGACAAGCUGCAGCAGGAGGGACUGGGCGUCGACAAGAAGACGUUGCAGCUGGUCAUCCAGGCCAUGACGAAGGAAGGAGGCAGCGGCCACUGGUUCAAAUGCCCCAACGGACACUUUUAUUUCAUCGGCGAAUGCGGAGGGGCCAUGGAGGAGGGCGUCUGCCCUGACUGCCACGCCACUGUGGGAGGCCACAGCCACAGGUGCGGCCCACAGUCCCACAUAGUACUUUGUUUCCUCUUCACACUCAUGCGGUGA
Messenger RNA from Acanthamoeba castellanii str. Neff, 1008 nucleotides. RefSeq lists its product as uncharacterized. Bases 1 to 1008 code for a protein of 335 amino acids. The record is from RefSeq and is a predicted model, not a curated record. The transcript is spliced from 6 exons. NCBI's taxonomy places the organism in Eukaryota, Discosea, Longamoebia, Acanthamoebidae.